AAUGAUCACGACCUCAUAACACGUGCCUCCUUUUCCGGUCUGGCUCGCCCGGGCUGUGGUGCUGACGAGAGUGCGGAGUCGGGAGGCCGCCGCCGCCCGGCCCCGGAAGCGCAUCCCCGGCUCGCGGCCUUCCUGGCCCAUCCCGGCCUCGGGUCCUGCGAGGGUUCGGUCCGGAUACUCGGGGCCGCGGGAGGAAGAGGGGAGAGCCCUGCCGAGAAAAGCCGCCUGCCAGGCCGGCCGCCAUGCCCAAGAGGAAGGCCGAGGGGGAUGCGCCAGGCGACGGAGUGAAGGGCAAGGGGGAGCCGCAGAGGAAGUCGGCGCGGCUGUCCGCCCAGCCUGCGGCUGCUAAAGCCCGGGCCCGGCCCAGACAGGCCCCUGCAAAGAAGGCGGGGAAGCCGCCCAGAGGCGGGAAGGGGAAAGCCGAUGCGGGCACGGCGGGAAGCAGCCCUCCCGGAGCCCGAGAGGCCGCCGCAGCCCCGGCGCAGAGAGCGGAAGGCCCCGGGGAUGCCGGGUGACGUGGACUUUGCGCGUAGCGCUGUGCUCCUAAUGCUCUACUAUUUGAAAUACUAUUUUUUUAAUCAAGUUUUAUAAAAAUGCGGGGUUGUGGUUUUUUAAUGUUAGCACGAAGACACUUUGUUGUUGUCUUUUGUGGAAAAGGCAGGUACCACUGAUAGAGUUUAGCAGCCGGAUAAACCGGGGAACGGGUCUUCUGUCCUCGUUUUUGAAGGUUACUCUCGGCUCCGUGCGCCCGCCGCUUUGGCUCAGAAGACGGACAGGGUGGGGGAGCCGAGCAGCGUGUCUUCCUUCCUGACCCCUCAGCUCAGGACUGGCCUCGGCCCCCUGCAGUCGGCCGCGUUGGGCAGCAGUGCUCAGGCUUUCUGAUGGCAGCGCGACGGUUUUGCUCAAAAGGGCCAAGGUUUCUGUUUCCCGGCUGUGGAUCGUCCCGUGGAGAACCCUGCGGCUUUAGAAUUUCUUCUGAUGGCAGAGCUGACCUGUGAACAUGCUCCUAUAACAUCUCUCUCCCUUCUGGGAACUCUUCCUGUUCAAAGCAGAACGAAGAUUUGAUUGACUUUUUGAGGAGAGGAUUUUGGAAGCUGUAAAAUUUGUGUGUGUGUCUGUGUGUGUGUGUGUAAGUUGUAAAAUUUUAUAGAUUGUUACCCAUAUUCUGCUGGAAGUAACGGGGGAUUUUGUUUGUUGUUGUUGUUGUUCAUUUGUGUGUGUGUUUUUAAGUAUCUGAAAAAGGGGGAAAGCAAAUUGGCAGUGGGAGGGGGACCAUUUCCUACCCAAAUUCAUGGAGAUAUUAUCAUAGAGAUGCCUUGUAAAAGUUGUAGUUUUGCUUUUCCCAUGUAUCCUUAGCCUUUCUGAACUGGUUUUUGUGACACAUACGUGGUAGACGUUCAAUAUGAUAUUUUUUCCAUAUGGAUAAGUGGUCAUCCCAGCACCAGUUUUUGAAAAGUUUAUCCAUUCCUCCCUGAUCUGUAACACUGCUCUUCCAUAAACCAAGUUUCUGUGUGUGAGGAGGGGGAGGGUGGGAUCUGAUGGUGGUUUCUAGUCUAACUGACCGGCCAGUUUGUCUAACCUGUGGCCGUGCUAUACAAUCCUGAGUACUACAACUUUUUAAAAAAAUCUUGCUAUCUCAGGACAAAUCCAACCCCCCACCUCCAGCACCUCCACCAAAGUUUCCUUCCUUGGGAGUGUCUUGGCUAUGUUUAGCUAGGCAAGUUCUAAAUCAAACAAACAAAAAUGUGUUGGAAUUUUAUUGGAUUUGUAUUGAACUUGUAAAUUACAGUGUUGAGUCUUUCAAUCUAUGAACCUAGUAUAGCUUCAUUUAUUUAGGAUCUUUAAAUAUCUUUCAAUAAAGUUUUAUAAUUUUCUCCAUGAA
Molecule: messenger RNA, 1882 nt
Organism: Myotis myotis
Lineage: Eukaryota; Metazoa; Chordata; Mammalia; Chiroptera; Vespertilionidae
Gene: HMGN4
Product: high mobility group nucleosomal binding domain 4
Biological process (GO): chromatin organization
Cellular component (GO): nucleus; chromatin
Molecular function (GO): nucleosomal DNA binding
Source: RefSeq, a predicted model, not a curated record